Molecule: messenger RNA, 750 nt
Organism: Trichoderma virens Gv29-8
Lineage: Eukaryota; Fungi; Ascomycota; Sordariomycetes; Hypocreales; Hypocreaceae
Exons: 1
Coding region: 1-750 (249 amino acids)
Source: RefSeq, a predicted model, not a curated record
AUGUUCCUCAAAGUAGAGUUCGUUGUCUUAUAUUCCCUUGCCUCUGGCGUAUCGAAAUUAAACUGCCCCGAGAGCGAUCAAGACCCGUUUCACAAUGACCCCAACGCGAACCUUCAGAAUAAUCCCAGACAGGGGAGAUCACCACUGCCGCAAACCGCUCUGCCUUCGACAGGACCAACGCCACUAGCUUUCACCCGGCAAGACCUAUCUCCAAACGCGUAUCAGGCACCGCCUACAACGACACAAGAUCAACGGCGCACGUUCACCCAGGCCUUCGGUUCUGGCGAUCACUAUUCCCAAGCCCAUGGCAACCCAUGGCAACGACAUGUCAACACCCCAACACGAGUGGGGAUGGUGACGCCAACACGGCAAGAACGAGAUACGCCGUUUCAACGACCGAUUUCUGCUUACCAGGGUGGUUCGACGGCAGUUUCUCCAUUUGGAUUCACCGGCCUCGCUGAUGUCCCCCAGUCGUCGUUGUUUACAUACGGAUCAAUGUCGCAACGUCGCGUGGACGUCCAAGCACCCAUUUACCGUCAAUCUCAACGUAUUCCGAUGUCGCAGAAUUCGACAAACCGCAAUGUCGAGACAGAACUGCGCGAUGAAAUUGCAAUCCUGCGCGAAGAAAGUGCAAGUCUGCGCGAAGAAAAUGCAAGCCUGCGCGAGGUGAUGGCGGGCAUGGAUGAACGACAGGCGGCGGCCGCAGGAGAUAUUGCUGCCCUGUGGCGGGAAUUGCGACGACGGAGAUGA